Messenger RNA from Oryza brachyantha (malo sina), 777 nucleotides. RefSeq lists its product as uncharacterized. The coding region runs from base 84 to 401 and encodes 105 amino acids. The record is from RefSeq and is a predicted model, not a curated record. The transcript is spliced from 2 exons. Lineage: Eukaryota; Viridiplantae; Streptophyta; Magnoliopsida; Poales; Poaceae.
UGUUCUGUUCUGUGCCGGCGGUUAGCGGGAGGAGCGCAGCGGCGGCGGCGGCGGCGUGGGGAGGGAGGAAGCGGGGGGUUGGGAUGGCGAGCCGGUUCUGGAGGUGGUACGCGGACCGGCAGUUCCACCGGUGGGAGAAGACGGUGCUGUGGGACAUGGUGGAGCCGUACCGCCCGCCGCGCUCCUUCGCGCCCCUCAUCGGCACCUACGUCGCCGCCUUCUACACCGGCGUCGUCGCCUCCGCCGUCACCGAGCAGCUCUACAAGGAGAAGUACUGGGAGGAUCACCCAGGCGAGGCCGUGCCUCUCAUGCCACCCAAGUUCUACUGGGGGCCAUGGAGGAUCAUGAACGGCGAAGUUCCCCGCUUUAUGCAGACACCAGAAGAAGCGAAGCCAGCGUAGAAGUUUCAUGGCCUGGUGGAUUCAGCAAUGGCACCAUGCGUCAUGUAGUGCUGUGCUUGUUUGCGUGAAUAAUACAGUUUGCCCCUUUGAUCUCAAGGCAAUUAGAAUUAAAUGACCAAUUACACAGUAGACACGGUUUAUGCCUCCUUUGUAAUGAGAAACCAAGUGCUCGUAAGUCACUAUCUUACUCCUUGUUAUCCUCCACUUUGUAUUUUCGUCUUCCUGACAUCCUCUGGGGCAUAACAUUCAAGAGUUGUAAUGUGUGAUAUUUAACAGUUCUAAUGUGUUUGAAUCUGUUGUGCCUAUGUACGAUUAUCCUUCAGUAUGUAACAGUCAACAGUUGCAAUGUGCUUGAAUCAGUUGUGCCUAUGCACGU